CAUAAAACCUUUUUACAGUUUCUUGCUGAAGUAUGGACUCCACAGGAUUCCCAGAGCACCGUAGAAGAGAAAAGAAAAAGAGAAGCAGAGUUGGAAUUUGAAUGCAGGUUGAUCGCAGAGCAAAUAAACCAUGAAAGAGGUUCUCCCAAAGGAAUUAGAUACCCAUUCCCAGCAGGGAGAGAUUACUGGUGAUGUUCUCCCGUUUGCUAGAAGCUAUCAACUUGAAGCAUUGGACAAAGCUAUUCGUGAGAAUACUAUAGUGUACUUGGAGACUGGUUCAGGCAAGACUUUGAUAGCCAUCAUGCUUCUUCGUAGCUACGCACAUCAUCUGCGAAAGCCUUCUCCUUUCAUUGCAGUGUUCUUGGUUCCCCAAGUUGUGUUGGUCUCUCAACAAGCUGAAGUUGUGAAAAUGCAUACUGACUUGAAAGUGGGAACGUAUUGGGGUGAUAUGGGAGUUGACUAUUGGGAUGGUGCUACCUGGAAACAAGAAACGGAGAAACAUGAGGUGCUUGUCAUGACUCCUGUGAUAUUGUUGAAUUGCUUGAGGCAUAGCUUCUUCAAACUGAACAUGAUUAAGGUUUUAAUAAUGGAUGAAUGCCAUCAUGCUAGGGGUAAACACCCUUAUGCGUGCAUCAUGACUGAAUUUUAUCAUCAUCAAUUAAAGUGUGGUAUCUCUGACCUUCCUCGAAUUUUUGGGAUGACUGCAUCUCCAAUUAAGUCAAAAGUUGGAAGUUCUGAUUCAUCCUGGUCAGAGAAUGUACGGAAACUAAUGACUCUAAUGCAUUCAAAGGUAUAUACAUGUAGUGAAGCUGUCAUCACAGAGUUCAUGCCAACAUCAACUCCAAUAUUCAAGUUUUACAGGGACAGUGGAAUUCAAUUUGUAUUAUUUGAAGAAUUGGAAUCUAAACUCAAGAUGUUAAAAGAACAGCAUGAACUCACUCUACAAAGUUCAGAUUUCACUAAAUCAGUUGCUGAGUCUGCACAAAAAAGAAUAACCAAGAUUUUUUGUGCUUUAAUGUUUUGCCUGGAUGAGCUUGGUGUUUGGCUGGCUUUGAAGGCAGGAGAAUUUUUAUCUUCCAAUGAAUUUGAUUCAUUUUCAUGGGGACACUCUGGGGAUAAAGUUGUUAAAAACUUUAUUUUGGCUGUCGUACAUACACUGAAAAGUUACUUUCAAUGUGAUCCUCAGUGGUCCAUUGGUGACAAUGUUGAUUCUGAUGUGGAGAUGGGGCUGUUGACCUCCAAAGUUUUUUGCCUUAUUGACUCUCUACUUGAGUACAGGACUUUGAUUGACAUGAGAUGCAUAAUUUUUGUGGAAAGGAUCAUUACAGCUGUUGUCCUUCAGGAUCUAUUGAAUACCCUUCUUCCAAAAUACAGUAGCUGGAAGAUUAAAUUCAUUGCAGGACACAAUUUUGGAUUGCAAAAUCAGUCUAGGAGAAAACAAAAUGAAAUUGUGGAAGAAUUUCGAAUGGGAUUGGUCAACAUCAUUGUUGCAACAUCAAUUCUUGAAGAGGGUUUAGACGUACAAAGUUGUAAUUUAGUCAUUAGAUUUGAUCCAUCUCCAACAGUGUGCAGUUUCAUACAGUCCAGAGGACGUGCCAGGAUGAGAAAUUCAGAUUACAUAUUAAUUGUUAAGAGUGGAGACUCAGUUACUCGUUCUCGGCUAGAGAAAUAUCUUGCUAGUGCAGAUAUUAUGAGGAAGGAGUCUUUGCACCAUUCUUCCCUUCCUUGUGAUCCUUUUGAAGGUGAAGAAUAUGAUAAAGAGUCUUAUCGUGUUGCAAGUACCGGAGCCAUUGCAAAUCUUAGUUCUAGCAUAAGUUUAAUAUACUUGUAUUGCUCACGACUCCCUGCAGAUGGGUACUUCAAACCAACUCCAAGAUGGGACAGAGAGACUAACACAUUGUAUCUUCCCAAGAGCUGCCCUCUACAGCCUAUUCGAGUUGAAGGUGAAAAAAAACUCUUAAAGAAUAUUGCAUGCCUUGAAGCAUGCAAACAACUGCAUAAGAUUGGAGCUCUGACAGAUUAUCUUGUUCCUGAUAUCUUCAUUGAAGAAGCAGAGAUGGAGGAAUUUGGGAACGAACCUUAUGAUGAAAACCAACCAGCUUAUGUGCCAUUUGGAUUGGUAAAUUGUGUGUCAAAUAGUACUCACACAACAUACCAUUGUUAUUUGAUGGAGCUCAGUCAAAAUUUUAGCUAUGAUAUCUCUGUUCAAGAUAUUUUUCUUGCCACAAGAAUUGAGCUUGAUCCGGAAAUUGGAUGCACACAAUUCGAUAUGGGUUUUGACAGAGGUAGCUUGUCGGUGAAGUUGAUAUACAAAGGAACCAUUGAUCUUUCACCAGAUCUGGUUCUUUUAUGUAAGAAAUUUCAGGUAACUUUGCUUAGAAUUUUGAUAGAUAAUAGUAUGAAUAAUUUGGCAAUGGGUUUAGACAAAUGCUGUUUGGAAGGUGGUGUUGAAAUUGAUUAUCUCUUGCUUCCGGCUAUUGGCAAAGGGGAAAAAUCACUUGUUGAUUGGUUGACUAUCAUUGCGGUAAAUCCAUCUAAUAUUAUGUGUGAGUAUCAUCCACUCCGCACAAAAAGUGGUAUAGUUUGCACUUGUAGACUACAAGAUGCUUUGGUGUUUACUUCUCAUGGUGAUAGGAUUCAUUUUUAUAUCACAACUGGUACAACAGAAUUGGAUGGAAACUCGCCUAUGAAGCUAAGGGAUGGUGGAGUUACUACUUACAAGAAGUAUUACAAACAAAAACAUCACGUUCAAUUGCGAUAUGAAGAUCAAAAACUCAUUAAAGCAAGACACAAAUUUCCAGUUAAAAACUAUAUUCAUGGAUACAAACAAGGGAGGGAAGGAGAAGCAAGCAAAGCCUUUGUUGAAUUACCCCCUGAACUGUGCUCUAUAGUCAUGUCGCCAAUAAAAGAUAGUAUCAUUUAUACCUUCUCGUUUAUUCCAUCAAUCAUGCAUCGGCUUGAAUCAUUGCUUGGAGCUUUCAAUUUGAAAAAGAUGCAUUUGGAUCAUUGCGCACAAAAUGAAAUUCCUACAAUCAAGGUCUUGGAAGCAAUAACUGCUACAAGCUGCAAGGAGGCCUUUCAUUAUGAGUCUCUUGAGACUCUUGGAGAUUCUUUUUUAAAAUAUGCCGUCUCUCAACAACUUUUUAGCACUUACCAAAAUAUACAUGAAGGUCUCCUCAGUAUUAAAAGGAAAAAAAUAAUUUCUAAUGCUGCCCUGUGUAAGUUAGGGUGCAGGUCUGGACUUCCGGGCUUCAUACAAAAUGAACCUUUUGAUCCCCAUACCUGGACCGUUCCAGGUGAUAAGUCUAAAGGUUUUAAAUUGAAAGAGUUGGUUAGUGGGGGGAAAAAAAUUUAUGUUAUGGGAGAAAGGAAAUUAAAUCGAAAGAUCAUUGCUGAUGUUGUCGAGGCACUAAUUGGUGCCUUUCUCAGCAGUGGUGGUGAAAAGGCUGCUCUAUUGUUUAUGGACUGGGUUGGUAUUAAAGUUAGUUUUAAUAAAAUAUCCUAUGAGAGACAGUUUGACAUUCAACCAGAGAAACAGGUGCAUGUCAGUCAUUUAGAAUCACAAUUGAAGUACUCAUUCAAUGACCGUACUCUUUUAGUGGAAGCUUUGACCCAUGGUUCCUACAUGCUUCCUGAAAUUCCUAGAUGUUAUCAGCGACUAGAAUUUCUCGGAGAUUCAGUAUUGGAUUAUCUCAUUACUUGGCAUUUGUAUAAUAAAUAUCCUGGCAUGUCACCUGGACAGUUAACUGACAUGAGGUCAGCUUCUGUGAAUAAUGAUUGUUAUGCAUGGUGUGCUAUUAACCAUGGGUUACACAAGCAUGUACUUCAUGCCUCACAAGAACUGCAUAAGCAUAUUGCUGUUACACUUGUCAAUUUUGAUAAGUUGUCAUCGUCAUCAACUUUUGGAUACGGGUCAGAGACAUCACUCCCUAAGGUACUUGGAGACAUUAUAGAGUCCCUGGCUGGAGCAAUAUUAGUCGAUUCAGGGUACAAUAUGGAGGUUGUGUGGCAGAGUAUAAAGCCACUUUUAGAACCCCUUGUCACACCUGAAACAUUGAAGCUCCAUCCCGUCCGAGAGUUGAAUGAACUAUGCCAAAAGAGAAGUUAUAAUAUUAUACAGGAGGAUGUGUCCCGUAAGGAUGGUGUGACCAGAUUUAAAAUGGAGGUAGAAGCCGAUGGGGUUAUUCACCAACAUGAAUAUAUUGGUUCUGCACUUCAGGGCACAGCCAAGAAGAUAGUCUGCAAGGAAAUCUUGAAUUCCUUGAAGAAGGUUAGGGGGCCACUGUAGGUUGUAAUAUUUGUUUAUAUUUCUUUAGUCUUUUUUGUGAAAGGGUAAAUAGGCAUGUUAGUAUAAUGUAGAUAUUGGGCCUAUAAGCACAUAUGAGUAGUUUGAAUAUAAUCACUGCAAAACCUGACCACUACAACCAAUAAAACAACUUAUCUCUCA
Molecule: messenger RNA, 4447 nt
Organism: Vigna radiata var. radiata (mung bean)
Lineage: Eukaryota; Viridiplantae; Streptophyta; Magnoliopsida; Fabales; Fabaceae
Product: endoribonuclease Dicer homolog 2
Exons: 23
Coding region: 131-4288 (1385 amino acids)
Biological process (GO): siRNA processing
Cellular component (GO): cytoplasm; nucleus
Molecular function (GO): ribonuclease III activity; RNA binding; ATP binding
Source: RefSeq, a predicted model, not a curated record